Messenger RNA from Schizophyllum commune H4-8, 2326 nucleotides. Its product is annotated as ATP-dependent DNA helicase. The record is from RefSeq and is a predicted model, not a curated record. Gene Ontology annotation, molecular function: 3'-5' DNA helicase activity; ATP binding; nucleic acid binding. The transcript has 17 exons. Gene Ontology annotation, biological process: double-strand break repair via homologous recombination. Lineage: Eukaryota; Fungi; Basidiomycota; Agaricomycetes; Agaricales; Schizophyllaceae. Gene Ontology annotation, cellular component: nucleus; chromosome; cytoplasm. The coding region runs from base 19 to 2172 and encodes 717 amino acids.
GUCCCUCUCCCCGCCACCAUGCAGGAGGCCCACCGCGUCCUCAACGAGGUUUUCGGCUAUGAAUCCUUCCGUCUCUCACAGGAGAAGGUCAUCGCGCGCCUCCUCGAGGACAACAAGAACGCGCUGGUCGUGUUUCCCACCGGAGGUGGCAAGAGCCUCACGUUUCAAAUCCCUGGAAUGUGUCUCCCUGGGCUCACACUUGUCAUCUCCCCUCUCAUCGCUUUGAUGAAGGACCAGGUGGACGCACUGGUCCGCCGGGGUGUCAGCGCCGCGAGUCUCGAUAGCACUCUCACUCUCGAGCAGUCGCGUGACGUCAAGUCGCGCGUCAAGGACGGAUCUCUCAAGAUACUCUAUGUCGCGCCAGAACGCCUUAACAACGAGGGCUUCAUGAACAUGAUGGCCGACGUCAAGAUCGCGCUUCUCGCUGUCGACGAGGCGCACUGCAUAUCUCAGUGGGGCGCCAGCUUCCGUCCCGAGUACCUCAAAAUCGCGCGGUUCGCCGAGGAGAAUAUGGUGGAGCGCGUGCUCUGCCUUACUGCAACUGCCACGCCAAAAGUCGUGGAAGACAUCUGCACGUCCUUUGAUAUCGAGAAACCAGAUGGAGUCUUCUCCGCGCCCGUGUUCCGUCCAAAUCUCGCUUUACAAGUCGCCCACGCCAACAAUCUCGAUGAAAAGAUGUCCCGCAUCAUGCCCAUGCUCGAGCGCCGCACAGGUCCGGCCAUCAUUUACGUUACCCUUCAGCAACAAACCCAGGAUGUCGUCUCCUACCUCGAGCGCCACAACAUCCAUGCCACCGCCUACCACGCGGGCAUCUCGUCCGACGAGCGCACGGCCAUCCAGAACAAGUUCAUGGAAUCGGAAAAGGACAUCGUCGCGUGUACUAUCGCGUUUGGGAUGGGCAUCGACAAGGCGGAUAUUCGGCAGGUGUUCCACUUGUAUAUGCCGAAGACGCUGGAGAACUACAGUCAAGAGGUCGGUCGCGCGGGUCGAGACGGGCUCGAGUCGGAGUGCUUGAUGUUCAUCUCUCCCCCUGAUUUGCCGACGCUGGAGGGGUUCGCGCGGGGAGAUACAUGCAACAAGAAGGACCUCGAGAAAUUCUUGCAGGAGGUCAUGUCGAAACCGACCGCCAAGGACGGCACGCUGGACUUUAAUCACUAUCAGCAAGCCAAGGACUAUGAUAUUCGAAGCAACGCUCUCGGCCUGCUAUAUGCGCAACUCGAGCUGGACUACAAUUACAUGCGUGCCAUUACGCCGAUGUAUACGACGUACGAGUUGACGCCAGCAGUGAACUUCGGGAGGGUUUUGAAAGACUCCAGCAUACCCGCCACCGCGAUCAAGACGCAUUGGCGGACGAAGAAUACGCGCACGGGCGACAAGAAGUACGAGCUCGACGUCGUCGAAACAGCCUCCGUGUCCGGCGUUGAUCGUACCGACAUGGUCCGGCAGAUAGGCGCCUGGGAAAUGGACGGGAAUGUCAACGUGAAGGCAUCGCAAGUGCGCGCGCGGUACAGGACGUUCUUGGACAACCCCCGGCCGACGAAACCGGAAGAGCUGAAGCAACUGACGGAGGAGCUGUACGCCCGGCUGUUGAAAAAAGAAGAGGACGAUAUUGCGAAGAUCCACCAGGUGUUGGAUUUUGCGAAGGAUGAUGAUUGCCUUGCGCACAACGUCGCGAAGUACUUUGGCGACCCUGACGCUGUGCCGGGUGGGAUGUGCGGAAAGUGCACUUUCUGCGUCACCGGCUCCGGCCUCGACUUCACCCCCGCGCCGCCCACGCCCAUCGACCCCUCGCAGAUCCAAGCCAUCCUCAACGCCUGCCCCGAGCGCGACGACCCCCGCCUCCUCGCCCGCAUGGCCUUCGGCAUCACCUCCCCCCGCCUCACCGCGCUCAAGUGCUCGACGUACCAUCCCUUGUUCGGCAGCAUGUGCACGGCGGACUUUGGGAUCAUUGUGGAGGCGUUUGAUGUGGAGUGCAAGAAGGUGGGGUAUGAGAGGGCGGAUGCGCCGGAGGAGGUGGUGGGUGGGAAGAGGAAGGCGACGGGAGGGAACCGGGGGAUUAUUGGGGGCGGGUCGAAGGGUUAUGGUGGAGGGGGGAGAGGUGGUGGGAGGGGUAGGGGCGGAGGCGGAGGGUACAGGGGUGGGGGGAAUGGGUACAAGAAAGCGAGGUAUUGAUGACUGUUGCUCCGCCUUUUUGAGAGAUACUGUUCCUAAGUGCUAUGAUCGCUUCACUAUGCUACGAGCUCAUGUAAUGUAUAUGUAGAUCCCAGCUACUGACAUCUCCCGCUUGACAAUCAGGAAUUCCUCGUUCGAAAGACAUCGCCCUCAU